AUGGACAUUUUGGACCCUCACAAAUUCACACGUAAAAAACUAGACGGACUUUCCACAGCCUACAGCGAGACGCCUUUCCGGAGCACAGAGUUUGGAAACAUGUCCAGUUCACCCUGUAGCAGAGAUUCUCCAUCUCCAGCUGAGUCAUUACUUAUAAACAACAAUCCAGGUAAUCUACUUUGGAAGAGUUUGGAUUCCUUGUGUAAAAGUUAUGAGUUGUUGGAGAGAGAUCGAGUUGUUCUAAUAGUAAGUGUUUGGAUAUUAACAGGUGAGUGCACAGAGGAAGAGCAGUGUAGCUCGCCGCUCACACCUGAUGUGGAGACAACCCUCGCCCUCCGUGACACACACUCUCGGCUCUCAUGUCCCAAAGACCCGAAUGAGGUGGAUGGCGAUGAAAAAAGCAGUAGCGUUAACUGUGUUGCAGACGUAUCCAACACGGAGGAUCCCGCGCGCCGCCGCCGUCGGUCCCGGUCCGAUCACGGGAGCGCGCGCCCCCGACGAGCCAGAACCGCGUUCACCUACGAGCAGCUGGUGGCGCUGGAGAACAAGUUCCGCUCAACGCGCUACCUGUCCGUGUGCGAGAGACUGAACCUGGCGCUGGCACUCAGCCUGACAGAGACCCAGGUGAAGAUCUGGUUUCAGAACCGCAGAACGAAAUGGAAGAAACAAAACCCUGGGGCUGCAGACAGCAUCCUGCAACCGCCGAGCGCGAGCGUGAGUCCGGGUGCGGGACUGUGCGUGUCCGCCGUGGCGGGAUUUCACUCUUACCCGCCUUUCAGCGAAGGAAAUCGUGUUUUCCACUCUUCCAGCGCCGUAGCAUUAUCAUCAACUGGUGCGCUCCUGCGUCCGUUUUUUUCUACUGGCUACCUGCAACCCACCUUCUUCCAGCCUCAUUUAUAA
Ictalurus furcatus (blue catfish) is the source of this 900-nucleotide messenger RNA. RefSeq names its product NK1 transcription factor related 2-like,a (gene nkx1-2a). The record is from RefSeq and is a predicted model, not a curated record. The transcript has 2 exons. Gene Ontology annotation, biological process: cell differentiation; regulation of transcription by RNA polymerase II. Gene Ontology annotation, molecular function: RNA polymerase II cis-regulatory region sequence-specific DNA binding; DNA-binding transcription factor activity, RNA polymerase II-specific. The coding region runs from base 1 to 900 and encodes 299 amino acids. Gene Ontology annotation, cellular component: nucleus. Lineage: Eukaryota; Metazoa; Chordata; Actinopteri; Siluriformes; Ictaluridae.